AUCUUAUUUACUGUGCAAAGCUUUGAUUUAGUAAGAGUUAAUACAAAGAAAACUAAUCGCUGAAGUAAAAUGGUGAUUCUACACGUCAAAAGAGGUGACGAAAGCCAGUUUUUAUAUGAAAGUGACAUCAACAAUCCGGUAGACGAAGUUGUUAAGGAUAUUGUGGCGAUAUUCAAUGGAAGAUUGAAGGUGGAACGUAUGUGCUAUGAGAUAGAGGAACUGAAGAAUCAUGGAACAUUUCUACCGCCAGAGAUGCAGGGCUUGACUGAGGAACAGAUAAGUGAACUAAAACUGGAAGAUCCUUGGGCCAAGCGCUGUGCUCCCGCCAAUUACGUCGUGACCAAGGAUGACAUGGGGCGACGCUGUGGCUUGGCUCCACCACCCAACCUUCAAGCAGUAUUGACUAAAGCCGCUGAAACUGCUAAGGAGUACAUCAGCAAGAAACAUGUUAAUCUACAGAAAUGUUUCACUCAGAAAGACGUAGCCAUGGCACUUGACGAGCUAAGAGGAGCCACCAAGAUCGUGUUCCCAGCCGGCCUGCCGCCCCACGACCCCGUGCGAAUGGAACUGGACAAUGUGGAGGAUCUGACCGGCACGCAGGCUUCUAAGGAGGUCAUCGACCCUUCGAGAGCUUGUCUGUGGGCUUGUGGGAAGCAACUGUUGAAUGGGAAUAGAUUGAGUGACCAUGUUGGUAAGAUCAACAAGUCCAAAGUGACAGUGAAACUCUGUUCCUCCUCCGAGGGUGCUCCUGGAAGGGAGCCGAUCAUGACAGAAGACGACAGGAAGCAGCUCAUGCUGCAAGCCUACAGAAAGCAAGAGGAGUGGAAGAAGCUGGAGCAGGACGAUGACGACAGCUAUCUGGACUCCAAAUGGGCAGAUGGGCAGACUAUGAAGAGACAGUUCCAUGGUCUGAAUAAUAUAUCGUGGAAACCUGUUAUGAAGCAAUAGAAUUAUUUUAUUUGUUAUGUUUUCCAAGCAGAUUUGUUUUUUUAUGUCUCAAUUAUUGCACGCUCUAUACUCUAUAGCAUAUAGGUAUAUUUCGGUCGAGUGGAAUUUCAUAUAAUAUGAGGUGUCCUUAGAUUUAUUUUUUUAAUUAAAGUGGUAUUUUCGAAAUUUCGUAUCACUUUAUAUGCAAUUGGGUUUCAAUAAUAA
Bicyclus anynana (squinting bush brown) is the source of this 1152-nucleotide messenger RNA. RefSeq names its product cilia- and flagella-associated protein 298-A. Lineage: Eukaryota; Metazoa; Arthropoda; Insecta; Lepidoptera; Nymphalidae. Bases 70 to 948 code for a protein of 292 amino acids. Gene Ontology annotation, biological process: regulation of cilium movement. The record is from RefSeq and is a predicted model, not a curated record. The transcript has 4 exons.